AUGGCAGAGAACAAGACAUGGCCCAUUAUGAAAAGUCCCGAGUCAGAUGUUGUCAUCUUUCUGGGGUCCCCCAGAGCUGAGGUUGUAAUAAAUGGCUCUUCACUGCCAGCUGUUGUUGACAGAAGUAAUGAGAGCAUUAAACACGGCAUCCAGCCGGCUUCAUCCAAAUGGAGACACAACCAGACACUCUCUCUGAGGAUCAGGAAGCAGAUUUUAAAGUUCUUGGAUGCGGAGAAGGAUAUUUCCGUCCUUAAGGGGACCCUGAAGCCCGGAGAUAUUAUUCAUUACAUCUUUGAUCGAGACAGCACAAUGAACGUUUCCCAGAACCUCUAUGAACUCCUUCCCAGAACCUCACCCCUGAAGAAUAAGCAUUUCCAGACUUGUGCCAUCGUGGGCAACUCGGGGGUCUUGCUGAACAGCGGCUGUGGGCAGGAGAUUGACACACACAGCUUCGUCAUAAGGUGCAACCUGGCUCCAGUUCAGGAGUAUGCCCGGGACGUGGGCCUCAAGACAGACCUAGUGACUAUGAACCCCUCAGUCAUCCAGCGGGCCUUUGAGGACCUGGUGAAUGCUACGUGGCGGGAGAAGCUGCUGCAGCGGCUGCAUGGCCUCAAUGGCAGCAUCCUGUGGAUACCUGCCUUUAUGGCCCGGGGUGGCAAAGAACGUGUGGAGUGGGUCAACGCUCUCAUCCUGAAGCACCACGUCAACGUCCGCACGGCCUACCCUUCCCUGCGCCUGCUGCACGCAGUCCGAGGAUACUGGCUGACCAACAAAGUUCACAUAAAAAGACCAACCACUGGCCUCUUGAUGUACACUCUGGCCACACGCUUCUGCAAUCAGAUCUACCUCUAUGGCUUCUGGCCCUUUCCACUGGAUCAGAAUCAGAACCCCGUCAAGUACCACUAUUAUGACAGCCUCAAGUACGGCUAUACUUCCCAGGCCAGCCCCCACACCAUGCCCUUGGAAUUCAAGGCCCUCAAGAGCCUGCAUGAGCAGGGCGCAUUGAAACUGACGGUCGGCCAGUGUGAUGGGGCCACGUAAGGAUGGCAGCCCGCGGGACUCAGUGGCUCACUUUCCUGCCAGCUACACCACAGGCAGAUGGGAGUCGGGGUGGCACAAACAAUAGAACAAGCAGGCUAGUGGUUUCCUUUGUUACAGUGUAAAACAGUGACCAGAAUAUAUAUAUCUAUACCUGCAUAUAUAUAUUGACCUGAGUAUUUAUAACUGUGUGGUGUUCAUCUAGCGUUAGGCAGAUAAGCCACAGGAAGAAGGUGUGGAGAACCCACCUGGACCAGAUGGAGACUCAGUCCACCUUUGGGGACAGAAGGACUUGACAGGCCAAGAAGCCAGUCCCAUGACUUUGAAUGACAACCCGCCUCCUGGGUUGGACGGAUCUCUGGGCUCAUGGAUGAAUGGAGAGCCACCUGUUGUCAGCUUCCCCGAACCUCUGAGUGAUGUGGAUUCUGGGUAGCCCAGACCCAGAGAGGACAGUUUGAACCAGUCUAAAGAGGUGCAGUUCAUGGAGGAGAGACUUGGAGAGUUCCGCUGGGCAAAGAGGCACAAGGAGACCAAACAUCGGAGGUCACGACAGAGCGGAGGACCUUGUUCAUGAACUUGAGAGUGUAAGUGCCCAGAGUACACAUGGGUAGCACCUGUGUCCCCGAGAGGCCUUCCCAGCUGUGGAGACAGGCUGGAAGAAACUCGAUCGACAGCCCCAUAUCCUGGUUAGACAGGGGCCACCCAGGACUUAGUAGGGUGGAUCGGCAGAUGACCCUAAAGAGGUAGAGUGUUAUGAAUUAUGGUUUUAGAAGCUUGAGACCUUCCAGGGGUUUGCUCCGCCUCAGAAAAGAACAAAAGAGUGUCCAAAAUAUGGUCGUUUUGUUGGGUGUGCUUUAAAGCAACUGAGGCCCACUGAGGAAGAAAUGAUCCUGGGACUUCAACUUCCCGGUUAGCCUUCAUCCCAUCUUCCAAGACUGUCACACGAGAGAACUCUACUGUCCUGUCUGCCACCAGAAAGACACAGCAAAUGCUUGAAAGGGCACAAUCACAAUAGGUCUCAUCCUGUUCAAAACAUACACGAUGGUACACGGUGGCCUUUCUAGGCGCCCCACGGAGACCCGGACCGGGACCCCUGGAAGACUGUGGCGCGCCUGGCUCUAGGUCUCUAUGUCACUCUGUUUGCUGUUGACAUCCUGCACUCUGAGGGUCCCCGGCAGUCAGACGGCCAUGUUGGUGUCACCUUCUCAUCCCUGUCCAUCUUGACAGUCGCACCUGCCACAUUAAGCUCCACCAUGGAGACUUUCAACUCUUCUGGGAGAGGUUCUCAUGUCCACUCUACACACCUGCCCACCCUCACCCCACUACACAAGCAAUGGCUGCAGUUUUGGCAAAAAUCCUUCCCCGCCCCCAUUAAGAUUCACACUGAAGGCUUGUUUUCCUAGUAAAAGCCCAAAGCCAAACACAGAAACACGGGACAUAAUCUCCAGGGGAAAUCUGGGCUCACUGCCAGUAACUUAGGGGUUGGGCUUACAGGUCACACGCAGCAAAGCCUUAUCCAGCUUGAUUUGUUAGAUGCAGUCCCUCUCCUGAUAAAUAAUGGUUUUUUAAAACAUGUUUGAAAGAUAAGAAAGAAAACUAUUAUCUUGAAGGUGAACAGAGUUACAGAAAGUAAUCAGGAGCUGUUCCCAAGCGCAUGAGGCCUGACGUAAUUAAUCAACAGCCAUUCAGAACACAGCAUUUGCUCUAAAUUAGUGGCUGAUGGGAAAUGAGCAGAGACAAUGGAGACACCCCAGAACCAUUAACCCCGGGCAUCAUCCCCCAGCCCCAAACCAGGAUGAGGAUUGUACAUCUCCAUGUUCCUCUCUUCAUUCCUGUUGCAGUACGAAGCGUGUGAUUUGGUUUGGGAUUUGCAUCAUAAAAUGAAUAUUUAAAAAAAGCAGCAGCCCUAACAGCCACCCGGGGAACUGAGUGGUUCAGCCUCCCCAUGAGCAGCGGAAAUAAUUAGCAUCAUAUUUUACAUGUCUCCGGAGCCUUUCAUCUUAAAGAUCUCAAAGGCUCUAGAAGACAUUUAAUUUCUAAAGUUUGCAGUGCCCUGGAGGAACCGGUAAAAAUCACCAGAAGGGCCUUGCAUUAGUAAAGCCCCUGGAUGUCAGACUAGUCCAUGUGGCAGCCCAGAGGUCAGGUUCUGGAGGUGACACCAAGCUUCACCCAGAAUCCUCUCUCUGCAGAGGAGGUAGAGGGCCGGUUGUCUAACUGGAUUUAAGCAGGCUGUAACCUAACCAGGAAAAGUCAGCAAUCCCAGGACUACCCAGAUAUGCCAUUUCCCUGACUCAGCAGGUCCUUGGCUAUCGAAAUGAUCUGGGCAUAGAGCAGCAGGGACUCUAUGAGCCUUAGCUUCCCCUCUCCUCGUUCUCCUCCUGCCAAACUCACAGUCAGCAGCCAACUGCCCUUGACUGCCUGCUGAGAACUCACUUGGGGCUGGGUUUCACUGAAGUCUUUAGCACAGGCUGGCUGACCUUGGCUGGCCCCCAAGAGGCACAGACUGCACUCUUAACUCGAUUGCUGCCACUGAGAUCAAUUCUAGCAUCCCAUCAGCCUCCGUCACCUCCUCAGCCCACCCACCUAAGCUUGCCAGACCUCCAUUUACUUUGAGCCCCCAGCGACUCCACCCUUAGCCUCUGCCGUCACCAAAUUAAAAAAAAAAAAAAAAAA
Myodes glareolus (Bank vole) is the source of this 3711-nucleotide messenger RNA. The record is from RefSeq and is a predicted model, not a curated record. Lineage: Eukaryota; Metazoa; Chordata; Mammalia; Rodentia; Cricetidae.